This is a messenger RNA of Nematostella vectensis (starlet sea anemone), 665 nucleotides long. RefSeq names its product ubiquitin-fold modifier-conjugating enzyme 1. Gene Ontology annotation, cellular component: cytoplasm. Gene Ontology annotation, molecular function: UFM1 conjugating enzyme activity. The coding region runs from base 38 to 637 and encodes 199 amino acids. Gene Ontology annotation, biological process: protein K69-linked ufmylation. Lineage: Eukaryota; Metazoa; Cnidaria; Anthozoa; Actiniaria; Edwardsiidae. The record is from RefSeq and is a predicted model, not a curated record. The transcript has 6 exons.
AUAUAUAAAGAGCAUGUUAUAAAAGUAUAUUCUGGUAAUGGGCUUACCUGUGCCAUACCGCUGGCUCAUUUCCGAUUAUGCGCAACAAAGCCAAAAGGCGAACGCAAAAGGAAACGGCCCAUCCAAAAUGGUGGACGAAGCUACAAAGAAGACUUUAGCGGCGAUACCGCUGCUAAAAACCAAGGCAGGGCCUCGAGAUGGUAAAGAUUGGGUCGACAGACUAAAAGAGGAAUAUACUUCACUUAUCAAGUAUGUUAGUAAUAAUAAAGAAGCGGACAAUGACUGGUUCCGGUUAGAGUCUAACAAAGAAGGAACACGGUGGUUUGGAAAAUGCUGGUACAUUCACAACCUACUGAAAUAUGAAUUUGAUGUUGAAUUUGAUAUUCCUAUAACAUAUCCUACAACUGCACCUGAAAUUGCUUUGCCAGAGCUGGAUGGUAAAACCGCCAAAAUGUAUAGAGGAGGAAAGAUAUGCAUGACAGAUCACUUCAAGCCAUUAUGGGGUCGCAAUGUUCCGCGAUUUGGAAUAGCUCAUGCGAUGGCAUUAGGGCUAGGUCCAUGGCUAGCUGUGGAAAUCCCCGAUCUGAUCGAAAAAGGCCUUAUCAAACACAAGGAUAAAUCGGAAUCAAGUCGGUGAAUGUGAAAUAAAUGUGAAACGAAUAGAA